AUGCAGGCAUGUUCACUCUUCAGUGUGGCUUGUUCGGGAUUCUGGCGCAGAGGCCGCGGGAACCGGUUCCGAGGCCUUUCAAGAACUGCCCAGGAGCGGCUCCCAGUGCGUCCAGAAGAUGCAGGAAUCUUUGACGAGCUGAAUCUGCACGCAGAAGCUGGACAAAUAGAACCAGCACAGAAGAUUUUUCGCAAGCUGCAAGCCACGACCCACGCAGAAGGUGGACUACAUCGCAUGGUCUGGAACACCAUGCUGAAGGCUCACGCCAAUGCUGGCGAUGUCCCAGGCGCGCGGGCCCUUUUCGAGGCCAUGAAGACGCACUCAGUGACACCCAACCGGCAGACCUUUGGGAAGUUGAUGGAAGCGGCCGCGAAAGCCGGCGACGUGCGCGGCGCGGAAGCGUGGUUCUCGGGACGGUCGGACACGGCCAGCAUCUGGCGUGGUCGCACCUCUGUGCCCUUUGCCAUUUUGCUGGAUGCGUGCGCCAAGGCUGGGGACCUUCAACGCUCAGAGCUUUGGCUUCAAAAGAUGUGCGAGGCGGAGGUGGCCCCUUCCGUACACUGCUACUCCGCCCUGAUCAGUUGCUGCGCCACCAUCGGAAGUCCUCCAGAUGCCGAGUAUUGGUUCUCUCGUAUGCUGCACGGAGGCGUUUCGCCCACAGUGAUUGCAUACAAUGCCGUUCUGGAUAGCUUUGCGCAAGUGGGUGAUGAACGAGGCGCUGCCAAAUGGCAGCAGCGCAUCCAUGAGGCCGGCUUGGAACCAACUGAGUGUUCAUACUCAUCCAUCAUUACAGCAGCUGUGAGAAACCGGAACCAGGUUGCAGCAGUGAAUGCCUUGGAAGAGAUGCUGUCCAAGACCCUGCAGCCAAGCCUCGUGUGCUUCAAUGGGGUGAUUCACUCUUGUUCCAAAAACGAAGAGGCGGAGAAAUGGCUUAGGAAGUUGAGGGAGUCCAAUCUCCAACCCGAUGAGGUCACCUUCACCUCACUGAUUCACAGCGCCAAACGUAGCCCAAAGCAAGCGGCCCGUUGGUUGCGCUCCAUGAUCUCUGAAGGGCUGAAACCGAGUGUGGAAUGCUACACGGCAGUCAUCGACAGUUGUGCCGGCAGAGGGGAUCUGUCACAAGCAGCUGAGUGGCUGAAGGAGAUGCUGGAAACGAAGAUCCGCGCAGAUGCCAAGGCCUACAACAGCGUCAUCAACGCUGCGGCGAAAGCGAGCCAGGCAGAUGAAGCGAUCUUCUGGUUGGAGCAGAUGCGCUCUUCCUCUGUGUUGCCCACAGAGGUCUCGUACACCGCGGUGGUGGACAGCUGCGUGAAGGAGGGCAAAUCCUCUUUGGCGUCGAAGUAUUUCCAGCGCAUGGCAGAUGAAGGUCUGACGCCGGACAUGGUCGCCUUCACCACUCUGAUCAGUGGCUUUCUUCGGAAGGGGGAGUUUGCAGAGGCUGAAGAGCGCUUGACGUUGGCGAAGUCAUUGGGUUUAGUGCCCGAUGCCACCUGCUACAAUGCCUUCUUGGCUGCCUGGGCGCGGCGUGGGGAUCUGCCAAAGGCCACAGAGCUGCUGGAGCAGAUGCAGCGAGAGGAGGUGACACCGGAUUUGGUGUCCUACAACACGAUGCUGAAAUCAUGCAGCAAGGCUGGAGAUGUGCCUUCGGCCAUUCGAUGGUUGAAGGAGAUUUCCAAGGCCUCCUUGAGUCCCGAUGUGAUUUCCUGGAACUGUGCAAUUGGCGCCUGUGCAGCUUCAAAGCCCAUUGAGAGUGCCAAGGCGGAGGAAUUCUUCAGGCAGUUCGCAGCGAGUGGGCUGAAGCCAGAUGGACUCUUGCUUCGCACUUUGACUUCGGCCGUGGGCCCCAAGACGCGACGCUGGCUGUGCGAAGAGUUGGAAGAGCACUGGAGUGGAAAAGAGCGUUUCGGACCGUUUUGGAGUGGAGAAUCAAACCACCUAAGGUUGACACACACGCACACACAAGUGUAG
Molecule: messenger RNA, 1968 nt
Organism: Durusdinium trenchii
Lineage: Eukaryota; Dinophyceae; Suessiales; Symbiodiniaceae
Source: the annotation of a GenBank genome assembly